This is a messenger RNA of Eubalaena glacialis (North Atlantic right whale), 2446 nucleotides long. Its product is annotated as zinc finger protein 211-like. Gene Ontology annotation, biological process: regulation of transcription by RNA polymerase II. Gene Ontology annotation, molecular function: RNA polymerase II cis-regulatory region sequence-specific DNA binding; DNA-binding transcription factor activity, RNA polymerase II-specific. Lineage: Eukaryota; Metazoa; Chordata; Mammalia; Artiodactyla; Balaenidae. Bases 222 to 1778 code for a protein of 518 amino acids. The transcript has 4 exons. The record is from RefSeq and is a predicted model, not a curated record.
GGAGGCAGAGAGCGCAGAGUCGGCAUUGAGGUGACAGACAGAGAAGGCGCGGGAAGAGGCUUUGUCCCCAGUGACUAGAGGCGGUGCUAUAGUCGGGCACAUCGCCGCUUGCGGGGCCGGUCUGGAGACGUUGGUGCCCGGUCCGUUCGGGACGCUCGGCUGUCCCCUCUCUGCCCCGGCUUGUGGCUCAGGCGGCGCCGAGGGACCCGCCUCAGGUUUCCAUGGCUGCAGAAGUGCUUUUGGAACCUAGUCAGGGAAGUGUGACCUUUGAGGAUGUGGCCCUGUAUUUCUCCUGGGAGGAAUGGGCUCUCCUUGAUGAGGCUCAGAGAUGCCUGUACCACGAUGUGAUGCUGGAGAAUUUUGCACUUACAUCUUCAUUGGGCUGUUGGCAUGAAGUGGAAGAUAAGGAAGCAUCUCCUGAACAGAGCAUUUCUGUAGAAGGAGUGUCACAGAUCAGGACUCUUAAAGCAAUUUCAUCUCCCCAGAAGGCCCAGCCCUUUGAGAUAUGGGGCCCAAUCUUGAGAGAUAUUUUGCACUUGCCUGAGCACCAGGGAAUGCAUCUUGGGCAGAAACCAUACACAUGUGGGAAUCGGUUUUAUUUCACUGCCAACCUUCAGCAGUACCAGGGGCAGCAUAUUGGAAAGAUACCCAUCAGAAGUUCUGCGGACCAAGACUUGUAUAUAAAGAGUUGCACAACCCACUUGUCAGGGAAAUCCAUUAUGUGUGUGGAGAUUGCAAAGGACUUCUUAGCCAGCAUGGGAUUUUUCCAUCAACAGGUCAUUCACACUGAGGAGAAGCCAAACAACAGUAAUGAGUGUGAGGCUGUCUUUCACAGUGGAAAAAAGCAUCAGAACUGGGGAGAAGGCAAAAAAAAAGCCCUCAACUGCACAGACACACUUGUUGAGGCCCAAGGAGUCCUCACUAGAGAAGGGCUUUACGAGUGCAGCAAAUGUGGAAAAGCCUGUACCCGAAGAUGUAACCUCAUUCAGCACCAGAAAGUCCACGCUGGAGAAAGGCCUUAUGAAUGCCAUGAAUGUGGAAAAUUCUUUACCUACCUUUCCAGCUUCAUUAUACAUCAGAGAGUUCACACUGGAGAAAGGCCUUAUGAGUGCAGUGAAUGUGGGAAAUCCUUUAGCCAGAGCUAUAGCCUCAAUAGCCAUAGGAAAGUUCACACAGGAGAAAAACCUUAUGAGUGCAGGGAAUGUGGGAAGUCUUUUAGUCAAAGAUCUAACCUCAUUCAACAUCAGAGAAUUCACACCGGAGAAAGGCCUUAUGAGUGCAGCGAAUGUGGGAAAUCCUUUAGCCAAAACUUUAGCCUCAUUUACCACCAGAGAGUUCACACUGGAGAACGGCCUCAUCAGUGCGGUGAGUGUGGGAAAUCCUUUAGCCGAAGCUCUAGCCUCAUUCACCACAGGAGACUUCAUACUGGAGAAAGGCCUUACGAGUGCAGUAAAUGUGGGAAAUCCUUUAAGCAAAGCUCCAGCUUUAGUUCACAUCGGAAAGUCCACACAGGAGAAAGGCCCUAUGAGUGUGGGGACUGUGGAAAAUCAUUUAGCCAUAGUUCCAACCUCAAGAACCACUGGAGAGUUCACACUGGAGAAAGGCCUAUUGAGUGCAGUGAAUGUGGGAAAUCAUUUAGCUGCAAAUCUAACCUCGUUAAACACCUGAGAGUCCACACAGGAGAAAGGCCGUAUGAGUGUGGGGACUGUGGAAAAUCCUUUAGCCAAAGUUCCAGCCUCAUUCAGCACCAGAGAGUUCACACUGGAAAAAGGUCCUGAGUGCAGUGAAUGUUGGAAAAAAUUUUCAGCUGCAAAUAUAACCUCAUUCAACACGAGAGGCUUCACACUAGUGAAGGGCCAUAGGUAGCUGGGAUGUGCAGUUUCCUUCUAGUAUAAUUACACUGGAGGAGAGAAGUUGUGAGGGAGCCAUUUACGUGAAUUAAAGCCCAUACAUCCAAAAAUCUGCAGCGGGGAGACUGCCCUAAAAUCCCAGUUAUGUAGGAAUCUUUAAGGAGCUCUGUUAUACUUUAUUUCCUGCCAGGCUCUUUCUAGCUUUAUGUCACUGCCAGUGUGGCAGAAUUCAUUUCACCUGUGUUACCCGGCAGGUUCACACAAUGUGCAAAAGUUACCUCCCAACAUGUUCAGGGAAGCUGACUUCUGCCCCAUCCCUGUUUGCGGGGGAAGUAAUGAGUAGUCUUAGCUCUUGUGGGAUCUUCAUUCCCUUCCCAUUUCCAAAGUAGGGCCUGGACCCGACCCAGUUUGGGCCCAGUGGACCCAGUCUGAGUUCUAUUGGUGACUUGCCAGGAAGGACUGCAUUUUCAGGGACAUGUUAGUUUAUGGUGACACUUCUCUUGGAUUUUCCCAGCCUCUGAGUCACCAAGCUGGGAACUGCAUGCCUCCUAUUGCUCUGCAUUUUGCAAUAAUAAAGGCAUUAAUGUUUAAGCCAC